Aspergillus tanneri is the source of this 1020-nucleotide messenger RNA. RefSeq names its product sucrase/ferredoxin-like domain-containing protein. The transcript is spliced from 2 exons. The record is from RefSeq and is a predicted model, not a curated record. Bases 1 to 1020 code for a protein of 339 amino acids. NCBI's taxonomy places the organism in Eukaryota, Fungi, Ascomycota, Eurotiomycetes, Eurotiales, Aspergillaceae.
AUGCAGGCUCUCUUUCGACGAGGCACUUCGUUCUUUGGCUCUACGCCGUCCGAAUCCCCCAGAGGGAGCCCGGUCCGGUCGGUCGAGGAAUUUUCAACGGCCCCCUCCUACGACACCUUGUUCCCCAAGACCGACCCCUCGGUGGACGGCGAAGAAUGUCUCCACGACUGCGCCUCCUGCACCAUUCGAUACCCCGCCAGGUUUGACGUGGACCAGCAAGACGAAGUCUACGCCAAUGUGAAUGGCUGGGCGACCCAUCUGCUGGUAGCCACCGGCAAGACCGAUUGGGUGCGAGACGUGGCUGACGAGCCCGGCAGCGUCAUGGAAGCGAUCGAGAAGGGUGGACUGGAGCCUAGUAACGGGAAACUGAAACUCUCGGCGUCCAACAUCCCGGUCCCCGACGAAUACCACGAGCAUGCACCAGGGAAACAACCCACCAGCGUGCUGCUCCUCCCCAGCUUCACCGUCGUGGACCACGUCACGCCCAUCCUCGUACCUCAACUCAUCCAAUACUUUGUCAACCCGGCGCCGACCACGACGACGCCACUUGGCCAAGCCCCAGCCCCAGCCCUGACGGACGAAGGGACCACGUCGCUACGAUCCCGUCAGUGUCCACACGCCGCCGUGAUUCUCCUCUGCUCGCAGCGCACGCGCGAUGCGCGCUGCGGACAGUCAGCGCCGCUUCUCAAGCGGGAAUUCGAGCGCCACCUCCGGCCGCUAGGACUGUAUCGGGACAUGGACGACGAGCGACCGGGCGGCGUGGGGAUCUACUUUAUCAGCCAUGUGGGGGGACACAAGUAUUCGGCGAAUGUGAUCGUGUACCGACGACGAGAUUUCGAGUGGUAUCGGAAGGAGUCCGGGGGGGAAGAAGGAGCGGCGCAGGGGAUCUGGCUGGCACGAGUGCGACCGGAGGACUGUGAGAAUGUGAUCCGAUACACGGUGCUGCAGGGGAAGGUAGUGAAGCCGAAAGAGCAGUUAAGGGGGGGAUUUGAUCGAGAGAGGGGGAAAAUCAGUUGGUGA